Messenger RNA from Nymphaea colorata (pocket water lily), 1825 nucleotides. RefSeq lists its product as uncharacterized. NCBI's taxonomy places the organism in Eukaryota, Viridiplantae, Streptophyta, Magnoliopsida, Nymphaeales, Nymphaeaceae. The coding region runs from base 16 to 1527 and encodes 503 amino acids. The transcript has 5 exons. Gene Ontology annotation, molecular function: ATP binding; ATP hydrolysis activity. The record is from RefSeq and is a predicted model, not a curated record. Gene Ontology annotation, cellular component: mitochondrial outer membrane.
GAAAAUCUUCAAACCAUGGUUUUCAAAUCUAAUAUUCAGGAUAAUCAAAUGCUUCAAAAGAAGAAAUUCAUAUUUUCGGAUACAGAUUACGGAGCUGUCCGUCCCUCCAUCCGAUCUAUUUCUACCAGAAAGUGGGAUGAGCGACUUCGGCGCGUCGGUUCACUUUCAUCGUCGCGAGGGGCCAGAAGAAUUAAUACCGCUCCUUCGGCUGCAAGAGGAGGCGGGAGGCCGGAGGAGAGAAGGCCCCGGCUCAGGGAGUCUAGUUGCCGUCUGCCAGCCGGCGUCUGUCUCUCUGGCCGACGGUUUCUCGUCUUCUGCUGCUUGUUGGUUCUUCUGGUGGUGGUGGUGGUGCAUAAGAGACGCACCAUGGGCGGUUCGGAGGCACGGUUCCUGCAGGAAUUGCUGCUCUACGCAGCCAGCGCCGCUCUCAGCUCCCUGGUUCUCUUCGUGGGCCUGCGAAGCCUCGAUCCCAACCGUGCCGCGAGCAAGAAGGCUGCCGAGCAGAAGCGAGAGAUUGCCAGGCGCCUCGGUCGCCCCUUUAUCCAAACCAAUGCCUACGAGGACGUGAUAGCAUGCGACGUUAUCAACCCGGAUGAUAUCGACGUCGAGUUCAACUCAAUUGGAGGCCUAGAACCUGUGAAGAAGGCGUUAUACGAGCUUGUCAUCCUUCCUCUGCAAAGGCCAGAGCUUUUUUCGCAUGGAAAGCUGCUAACUCCCCAGAAGGGAGUGCUAUUGUAUGGCCCCCCAGGCACUGGCAAGACAAUGCUUGCCAAAGCCAUCGCCAAAGAAUCUGGUGCUGUUUUCAUCAACGUGAGAGUAUCUAAUUUGAUGAGCAAAUGGUUUGGCGAUGCGCAGAAGCUUGUGGCUGCUGUGUUCAGUUUGGCGUAUAAGCUUCAGCCAUCUAUAAUCUUUAUUGAUGAAGUUGAUAGUUUCUUGGGCCAGCGCCGCUCCACUGAUCAUGAAGCAAUGGCUAAUAUGAAGACUGAAUUUAUGGCGUUAUGGGAUGGCUUUACAACAGAUCAAAAUGCACGUGUUAUGGUUCUUGCUGCUACCAACCGGCCAUCAGAACUCGAUGAAGCAAUACUGCGUCGUCUUCCUCAAGCAUUUGAAAUUGGCAUACCUAAUUGCAGCGAGAGGGCUAAGAUAUUAAAGGUGAUUUUGAAAGGUGAAAAAGUUGAAGAAAAUAUUGACUAUGAAUAUUUGGCCAGUCUAUGUGAGGAUUUCACUGGUUCAGAUCUACUUGAGGUUUGUAAGCAAGCAGCAUAUAUGCCAAUCAGGGACCUCCUACAUUCUGAAAAGACUGGGCUGCAACCUCAGUCACCAAGGGCAUUGAAACAGUCUGAUCUAGAAACUGUUUUCCUGACAUCGAGGAAAACAAAAGUUGCAGCAUCAGAAUUUGGCCUCAACUCACCAUUGCCUGAUUGGUCAAGAGGUGAUGGAGACAAUUAUAAUACAACUUUCUCAGAGAUUGCAAGGUUUUUAUCGUGUAUUACCUCCAAUCUUCGACCACAAGCACGUGACUCAUGAGAUGUUAUGGUUGUGGAUCAAAUCUGUGGGAUAUAUUUUUGCAUUAUAUACUAGCAAUCGCUAACUUUCUGAUUAUGUUGGAAGCAGCCCCUCAUAAUUGACCCUGCAGGUACUUUUAAGGGUUUUGUGUUUUCUUUUCUUUAGAUUGGCCGAUAAAGGUUGUAUAUUUUUCUUCUUUGUUCUUUUCUUCUCUUGGUCCAUCAACAUUUGAGGCUUCACUGGCUUUAUAGACAUAUGAGCAUGAGAAUAUGGGCUUACUUAUAGAGUCUUUAUCUAUGUUGUACUCUGUUUAUUCGCA